CCUACGGUGUGACGAAACCCCCUCCAGUGUGAUGAAACCCCCUGUGAUGUGAGGAGCCGCCAUGGACCCCCGCAGCCGGGUGCUGUGCGAGGAGGCGGCCCUGCGGCUGCUGCAGAGCUACAACCACUUCCUGGUGCCACCUGAUGUGCACAGCGUGAUCUCGCCCCUGCUGGGGGGUCUGCCGCCCCCCUGCGUGCCGUACUGCCAGCACCGCCCCGCGCCCCCGCCACCCGCGCCCCCGAUGCUAACCCCCCCCUGCGAGGAGACGCGGCGGCGCGGCGAGAAGCGACCAAUCCCGGCCGAGCUGAAGGACGACAAGUACUUCGAGCGGCGCCGGCGCAACAACCAGGCGGCUAAGAAGAGCCGCGACGCGAGGCGGAUUAGGGAGGACCAGAUAGCGUGGCGCGCGUGCCUCCUGGAGCAGGAGAACGCGUCCCUGCGCGCGCACGUGGCGGCGCUGCGGCAGGAGACGCUGGCGCUGCGCGGGCUGCUGGCCGCUCGGGAUGAAGGGGUAGCCGUGGAGUCUACUACUGCUGAUUAA
Molecule: messenger RNA, 541 nt
Organism: Plutella xylostella (diamondback moth)
Lineage: Eukaryota; Metazoa; Arthropoda; Insecta; Lepidoptera; Plutellidae
Source: RefSeq, a predicted model, not a curated record